This is a messenger RNA of Notechis scutatus (mainland tiger snake), 932 nucleotides long. It is a transcript of the gene NCALD, whose product is annotated as neurocalcin delta. Gene Ontology annotation, molecular function: calcium ion binding; tubulin binding; actin binding. The record is from RefSeq and is a predicted model, not a curated record. Gene Ontology annotation, biological process: calcium-mediated signaling. Lineage: Eukaryota; Metazoa; Chordata; Lepidosauria; Squamata; Elapidae.
UCAGCCGGAGGCAGGCGGUGUGGCUGGAGUCUCCGGCGGAUCCCGAGCCGUAUGUGAGAAAUCUGCCGCGUCCGGGGCUGCUCGCUCGUUCGCUCGCUCGCUCGCUCCUUGCCGCCGCGCUUCCUCCGCCGAGCAGCCGGAGCAUGGCGCAUUAGAGAAGGAUUGCAUUUCUGCGGGGCGAGAUAAAAUCCUGAUACCACCAUGGGAAAACAGAACAGCAAGUUACGCCCAGAAGUGAUGCAAGAUUUGCUAGAAAGCACAGACUUUACUGAACAUGAGAUCCAGGAAUGGUACAAAGGCUUUCUCAGAGACUGCCCAAGUGGACAUUUGUCCAUGGAGGAAUUUAAGAAAAUCUAUGGGAAUUUUUUUCCUUAUGGGGACGCUUCUAAAUUUGCUGAACAUGUGUUCCGUACAUUUGAUGCAAACGGCGAUGGAACAAUAGAUUUCAGAGAAUUUAUCAUAGCUUUGAGUGUAACGUCCCGAGGGAAACUGGAGCAAAAGCUGAAGUGGGCAUUCAGUAUGUAUGACCUGGAUGGAAAUGGAUACAUCAGCAAAGCAGAAAUGUUAGAAAUAGUUCAGGCAAUCUACAAGAUGGUUUCUUCGGUGAUGAAGAUGCCAGAAGAUGAAUCGACACCAGAGAAAAGAACUGAGAAAAUAUUUCGCCAGAUGGAUACCAACAGAGACGGAAAACUUUCUCUGGAAGAGUUCAUUCGAGGAGCCAAAAGCGACCCAUCUAUUGUCCGUCUCCUUCAAUGUGAUCCCAGCAGUGCUGGACAGUUUUAAAACUGUUGUUUGUAUUACUUGGUGUCUUUCUGGUUUGUUUCUUUUGUCUCAUAUAUCUCUUCACCAGAACAACAUUCAUGGUUGGUGUUGCCUUUUAAAGGCUACCUUUGCCUUCUUUUGUGGCAUUAUCUGCUUUCUUCAUGGCCAGC